AUGGAAACUACUGACGUUAAUGCAGACCAAAUUCAGUUGAAUGGAUCAGCAAAUGUGUCUGACAUAACUGCAGUGACUAUUUCAUAUCUAUUUUGUAUUUUUGGUGGCUCUUUGUCAGUUCUCAUAAUGUUUGGAAACCUACUUGUAAUAAUCUCCAUUGUUUACUUCAAACAGCUCCACACUCCUACAAACUUCCUGAUGCUCUCUCUGGCUGUGGCUGACCUGCUAGUUGGACUUUUAGUUUUGCCUUUCAGUGUCGUGCUCUUUGUGAGGUCAUACGGGUCUGGUCAAGACUUGCUCUGUACUAUACGAGGCAGCAUAGACAUGAUACUGUGUAAUUCCUCCAUUUUGAAUCUUUGCAUCAUUUCUGUUGACAGAUAUUAUGCAGUGUGUCAUCCUCUGACGUAUAGAGUUAAAAUUAAUAGCCGCAUUGUUUGGAUCAUGAUCCUGGUGUCCUGGACUGUUUCUGUUCUGAUUGGAGUUGGACUCGGACUCUCACAGAACCAAAACCAAUCGAACAAUAGGUGUACUUUAUCUCCGAAUAAGAAAAAAAGCUCAUUCAUCAUGGGUGCUAUUUUUACAUUUUUUAUUCCAACCUUGAUGAUGUCUUCAAUCUACUUAAAGAUUUUGAUGGUGGCACAGAAACAGGCACGCAGCAUCCAGAAAACAACCAAGUCUGGUUCAACUGUCAGUAAAGUAGAGAGAAAGGCGACUAAAACUCUGGCUAUUGUGAUGGGGGUUUUUCUGAUGAGUUGGACGCCUUACUUUCUGUGCAUCAACUUAAAUCCUGUGAGCAACUACACAAUACCACUUCAUGUACUACAAGCAUUCAAGUUACUCGGAUGGUCAAACUCAAUGUUGAAUCCAUGUGUUUAUGCUUUCUUUUACAGCUGGUUUCGAUCAGCUUUUAGGAUGAUCAUUACUGGGAAAAUAUUUCAAGACGACAUUUCUAAUUCUAAACUGUCUUGAAUCAUUAUUUCUUUCCCAUGAUUGACACGUGAACAUUCAAAUCUGGCACUAAGGAUCAACAUAUUAUUUCUUAGAUCUCUGUAUUUAGGUUGAAGCAUGUCUGUUUUUGCAAAACUUCUUGACCUCUGCAUACUAUGACCUUGAGGUUUUCUGUUUUUAACACUUUUAACACUGACGGGUCCAUGGAUCUAUACACCUAAUAUUUCUAUAUAUUUAUGUAAUGUUAUUACUAUGUAAGUUGUUUUAUUUGGAUUCUG
Solea solea (common sole) is the source of this 1226-nucleotide messenger RNA. Its product is annotated as trace amine-associated receptor 4-like. Lineage: Eukaryota; Metazoa; Chordata; Actinopteri; Pleuronectiformes; Soleidae. Gene Ontology annotation, cellular component: membrane. Gene Ontology annotation, molecular function: trace-amine receptor activity. The transcript has a single exon. Gene Ontology annotation, biological process: G protein-coupled receptor signaling pathway. The record is from RefSeq and is a predicted model, not a curated record. The coding region runs from base 1 to 969 and encodes 322 amino acids.